AUGUCUCUGGACUCGGCGUCCUCUCUCGAGAGCAACGCAACCGCUGGAUUAGUUGUCUUCCCUACCUUUGCGGAUCUGGAAAGCGUCCGUGACGUCCAGGAGCAGGCCUACGAGGUCCACGAUGUCGCCGACGAUGUGCAGGCGCAGGUCGAGGUCGGCGCGAGCAACAAAACCAGCCUCGCGCUCGGUCCCUACGCAGUCACGUUCGAUCCGCCGCGAAGAAUCAGCGUCUACGAAAAGCACGAGGUUGUCGUCCAAGUGUCCUUCGCUAUGCCGGGUGAUCGGUUGAUCACGGUGAGCAGCGCCGACACGGGCGUAGCCACGGUGGACGUGUCGAAGGUGUACCUGCACUCGGAGACCAAUGGUAACGGCUUCAACGUCACUGUUCGCGGGGUCUUCGUCAGCUACACCAAGCUCUACUUCAAGAUAUGCGAGCUGCAAGGUGACGUCGAGAACCACUGCAUCGAACUGAGCUACGUGGUCGCCGUGCUUCGGAUGCGCACGGUACUGCAGAAGGGCUUCCCCGUGGUGGUCGGCUUCUUGCUGUUCCUCAACUACAUCAACAUGGGCUGCCAGGUAGACAUGGCCGCCAUAUUGGAGUGUCUGAAACAGCCGCUGGCGCCGAUCAUAGGCUGCCUCUGCCAGUUCAUCUUCAUGCCCCUGGCGUCCUACUGCAUUGGCCUUCUGAUCCUGGACGACCCCCUCCAGUGGUUCGGCAUCUUCUUGCUGGGCUGCUCGCCAGGGGGCAGCGCGAGCAACCUCUGGACUCUGGUGUUCAACGGCGACCUCAAUCUUAGCAUCACCAUGACGUUUAUCAGCACCAUUGCGAGCGUUUUUAUGAUGCCCCUGUGGGUGUUCGUACUGGGAAACCAGAUGUCUAAAGAUGAGACCCAGGCGAUGAGCAUCCCCUACGUCAACCUCAUCGCCAGCCUGGCGAUUCUCGCAGUGCCGCUGGCCAUCGGCCUACUCAUCCAGCAGCUAAGGCCUAGGUUGGCUCUGACGUUGCAGGAGUUCUGCAAGCCCCUCACCAUCUUUGUACUCGUCAGUCUGCUGAUCCUGACAGCGACAGUCCAGAGGUACAUCUUCCAGCUUAUAACGUGGCAGGCAGUGGUGUGCGGCGCGUUGAUAUCCUGGAGCGCGUACAUCGCCGGCACGCUGUCCGCUCUGGCGGGGGGCCUCAAUCGGGCGCAGAUCAUCGCCUUGGCCAUCGAGGUCGCCUUCCAGAACAGCGGCGUUGCCAUCGUCAUCAUGUACACGUCACUUCCGCGACCCGACUCAGACCUGGUCAUCGUGCCCGUCGUUUACCAGUCGAUCCUGCAGGGAGUCCCGCUCUACGUGAUCCUCGUGGCGUACAGGAUCCGGGCGGCUUGCGUCUCCUCCGAGCGUGCGUACGUGAGCGAGAAGGCGCUCACGGGAGCGAUCACCUCCAAGCCGGAAAUGGUCACCGCGACCCGUUCGGAAGUCGAGGGCGCGAAUGACGCCUAG
This is a messenger RNA of Dermacentor silvarum, 1485 nucleotides long. RefSeq names its product ileal sodium/bile acid cotransporter-like. Gene Ontology annotation, cellular component: membrane. The coding region runs from base 1 to 1485 and encodes 494 amino acids. The record is from RefSeq and is a predicted model, not a curated record. The transcript has 5 exons. Lineage: Eukaryota; Metazoa; Arthropoda; Arachnida; Ixodida; Ixodidae.